UACCUUAAUAAAAGAAACUAAAGUUUUAUUCUGAAAAAGUAGCAAAAUGUUUUCAAAUUUCCCGCGUCGCAACAUGGUAUGCAUUCAAGCGUAUUUCAAAAAUGUUUUCAUAAAUUAACUACUAAUGGUAAGCAAACUUGCAUAAUUGUAUGUGAAUAAUUCCGUCAGGUGCAUAAUCCUGAAGUACUUAAUGCCGGGACUGAGUGUACUUCCCUUACUAUUCAUUCAAAUAUUUAUUAGCGUCAUACAAAUAUUUUUUGUACAAAUUAUACGCAAUGUAAAAUUUCAUUUGGUGGCUAAUUCUACCCCGGUCUCCCUUAAGUGUUAUAAAUUCAAUUGGAAAUCCAAUUCUUUACAUACUUCUGUUAAAUUUUUUAAUUGAUUUUUUUUCAUAUUAUCUUUUGGUGUUCUUUGGGUAUUGCGAAAAUUUUCCUAGGUUCUAUUGAACAGUUUCCAACGAUGGAAAUGUACUUGGUAAAAAAAACAUUUUAUAAAGUCAACAUUUAUUCCUAGUAAAACUGAUUCUGUAUUGUUGACAUUGUCUAAAAUAGUCAAUCUUCAAAUACUUCCUGUUCCAUCGCGAUUUUUUUUAAUGAAUAACUAAUGAAAUUCUCUCUGAAUACAUGUCCAAUUUACAUUCAAUUCAUCCACCGAAGUGGUAAAAACCGGAGAACAAAUAUUUAAAAAAAAAUGCGUUCUUUUCAUCUUUUGAGGUACGAAUUUGCAAAAAGAGAAUUUUUUAUUUGGUUCUGAUCAAGCACACGCUAGAAAUAUGUUAUAAAAUUUUCUGUUUGGACGUUUAUCUAAUUAUUUUACUUAAUAGAAAUAGCAUUUUCGUUAUAAUAUUAUAAAAGCUCAGGUGAGUGAAGCUUUUGAUCAACAAGUGGAUAAACCUAUCUCGGCUAUGGAUUGCACUGUGACCUAAUGGGCUGAAAUUUGAUGUUCAAAAGACUCACACCAUGGCAGAAAUACCUGGUGGAAGGAGAAGAAUCAGGUGAGAGUGGGAAUAUCUCGCAGUAGAUCGUGUUUCACAUGCAAUUUUCGGAGGGGGCCAGGUGAAUGGUACCCCAAACACAAACUUCUUGGUUGGAAACAUAAGAGUUGGCUUGACGAUGUGUUUUAGUAUGAAUCCGGCAUUCGAGCGCGAAAGUUGAAAUGAGUCCCAAUACUACAAAUUCCACCGUUGAAUUAGUUUUACGCGACACACAAUCCACUGACACCAUCAAUCGGCAAGUUUAAACCACUCUUCCUCUCUCAAAUGCACACGAGCCUCCCAUUAAAAUUAUUCACGUGAUUUUCAGUGGAGUUUCGCAAGCUGAAGACAAGAUAGGAUGGCAGUUUUGGAAGAAAAGACGCUACCUUCUGGUCUUCCUGAUUUCCUUUGGCUUCUUCAAUGCCUACGCCAUGAGGGUGAAUCUAAGUGUGGCAAUUGUGGCCAUGACUGAGGUCCGAACUGUCUCCCUGGACAAUGGUACAAUCAUUGAAGAGCAGGACUUCUCCUGGGACUCCAAGGAUCAAGGUCUCGUCCUCAGCUCCUUCUAUUACGGAUACAUAUGGACACAGAUACUGGGAGGAGUUCUAGCAUCGAAAUUCGGUGGACAUCACGUUCUUGGCUUUGGAAUAGGCGCUACAGCUAUCCUAACUCUAUUAACUCCCUUAGCAACAAAUAUCAGCAUCACUGGACUUGUAGUAGUUCGAAUUCUUGAAGGUUUUUUCGAGGGAACAACAUACCCUGCAGUCCAGUCCUUGCUGUCUCGAUGGGCUCCAGUUUAUGAGAGAUCCCGUAUGUCUUCAAUUGGUUACAUCGGAAACUACGUAGGGGUGUUUGUAUCCCUUCCAGUGUCCGGAUACCUCACAGUCCAAUUCGGCUGGGAAAGUGUAUUUUAUUUCUUUGGAGUAAUUGGAUGUAUUUGGCUGGUGAUGUGGAUGUGUAUUGUUAGGGCUGGUCCUGAACUAGAUCCCUACAUUUCUGAAAAGGAGAAGAACUACAUACAACAGAGUAUAGGGGAGGCUACCAGUGAAAGGGAUCGUAUGGAUAUUCCAUGGAAAGCUUUAUUUACUUCAUCUGCUGUUUGGGCAAUUGUUGCAUCGAAUAGUGGAGAGACUUGGGGUACUUACACCCUACUUACUCAACUACCCACCUUCCUUAAAGAUGCUAUGAACUUCCACGUUGGAGCUACAGGAUUCAUCUCAGCUCUGCCGUAUUUGGCCAUGAGCUGCACACUUGUCUUCUCAGGGUUCCUUGCUGACAAACUUCAAGAGAGGGGUAUCCUGACCACAGUUCAAGUUCGACGGUACUUUAACUGUUCGGCCUACAUCCUCGAAAUGAUCUUCAUUCUCCUCACUGCACACAUCCUCAAUCCAAUUGCUUGCAUAGCUUGUGUAACCAUUGCAGUGGGAUUCAAUGCAUUUGCUCUUUCCGGAUUUCCGGUGAAUCCUUUGGACCUAGCUCCAAACUACGCUUCAAUUAUCUGGGGAAUUUCUAAUACAAUCUCCACAAUUCCUGGGAUCCUUAGUCCCCUUAUCACAGGAUUCAUCGUAACAGAUAAAAGCCGAGAACAAUGGCAAAUUGUCUUCUACAUCGCAGCAGGAGUUUACUUGACAUCAAGCCUGAUUUAUUGGUUUUUCGCAAAGGCGGAAUUGCAGCCCUGGGCUCAUAAGAACUCUUCAGAUAAUUCCGAAGAUAAAGCUCCCCAGUCCGCUGAUUUGUCAAGGAAAUUUUAAAAUAAUUGUACAGCAUAUUUAUCAAUUAAAUUCGUGUUGUUUCCAA
This is a messenger RNA of Phlebotomus papatasi, 2770 nucleotides long. Its product is annotated as vesicular glutamate transporter 1-like. Lineage: Eukaryota; Metazoa; Arthropoda; Insecta; Diptera; Psychodidae. The coding region runs from base 1405 to 2724 and encodes 439 amino acids. The transcript has 5 exons. Gene Ontology annotation, cellular component: plasma membrane. Gene Ontology annotation, molecular function: transmembrane transporter activity. The record is from RefSeq and is a predicted model, not a curated record. Gene Ontology annotation, biological process: transmembrane transport; monoatomic anion transport.